AUGCAGUACGAGUAUCUGAAGAAGAACGUGGUUAUUUUGAAGUUAAUGUCGAUGUACAAAACUGAUGCCCGAUGGAAUUGGUUGCAAACUCUCUUGUACUAUUGUUGGCGUACGAUCUGGUACUAUUCGCUGCUGAGCACGGUUUUCUACCUGAUCUUGGAGAUCGCGCUGAACGAGAGCAAACAGGAUAUGACGUACAUAAGCAUCAGCUUUAUGCACUUAGGUCUUUUUGCGAGCAUCUCGAUCAGAACGAUGCAUUUCAUCUUGAACUUGGACACCGCCGAGAAGCUGAUCCAAAAGAUUCGAGAAGAGUUUCAGCCCGGCACCAAACUGGCCAAUCGACCCGUAACCAUGGAGGCCACGUACAGAUGGUGCGAGAGGUUCUUCACGGUGUGGACGGCCUUCGUGAUCUUCGCCGGGCUUAUGAUGGCCGUAGCCGUCGUUCUGAAUCCUGAAAGGGAGAUGGUGCUACCCGUGUGGACGUUCUACGAUUGGAAGACGACUCCAGCGUACCAGAUAACAAUUUUCCUGCAGACCAUGUCGCAGCUGAACAUGGUCAUCUCGUUCUCCAAUCUGGAUCUGCUGAGCAUGUGCUUCAUGGUUCUCUCGGCCGAGCAGUUUCGCAUCCUGGCCGCAGACUUUGCGAGCACCGUCGAAGACGCUUUUCGCGCUUGCGGCUGCUCACAGAAGCAGCUCGAAGAUUUAGAUAUGAACGUCGAUGCAAUCGUUCGCUCUAGCAAAUUCCAACGUCGUCUCCGGCAGAACUUCAACGGUUGCAUCGAACAACAUCAGAAGCUGUUGAAUCUCUUCACCGCUUACCAGAGAUUCGUCUCGCCCAACCUCGUCAUCGAAGUGUACUUCAAUUACAUCUACAUGAUCUUCACGCUCUACGUCUUCGUCGCCACAUCCGACACCAGUUUGUACUUGGGACUAAGCCAGUACUGUCUGGGCAGCGUUCUGCAAAUCUAUUUGCUUUGCUAUUUCGGGCAGCAGCUCUCCACCAGCGUCGAAGAGAUGAGACUCGCCCUGUACACCGUCCCUUGGUACGUCGUGAACAACAAGAGUUUCCUGCAGAACUACCACAUAGUCUUGAUGCGCAUGAAAAGACCGGUGAGGAUCGUCGCCGGAAAGAUCCUACCAUUGGCAAACGACACUUUCCUCGAGUUCAUGAAGAAAGCCUUCUCGUCCUUCACCGUCCUCAGGCAGAUGCAAUUGAAAUAA
Molecule: messenger RNA, 1221 nt
Organism: Nicrophorus vespilloides
Lineage: Eukaryota; Metazoa; Arthropoda; Insecta; Coleoptera; Silphidae
Product: odorant receptor 83a-like
Exons: 5
Coding region: 1-1221 (406 amino acids)
Biological process (GO): sensory perception of smell; detection of chemical stimulus involved in sensory perception of smell
Cellular component (GO): plasma membrane
Molecular function (GO): olfactory receptor activity; odorant binding
Source: RefSeq, a predicted model, not a curated record